GUGGAGCCAGCCAGAGCGGCGCCAUGGCGGAGAGCGACUGGGACACGGUGACGGUGCUGCGCAAGAAGGGGCCCAGCGCGGCCCAGGCCAAGUCCAAGCAGGCUGUCGUUGCAGCUCAGAGGCGAGGCGACGACGUGGAGACCUCGAAGAAAUGGGCGGCAGGCCAGAACAAGCAGCACUCCAUCACGAAGAACACGGCCAAGCUGGACCGGGAGACGGAGGAGCUGCAUCACGACCGGGUGCCGCUGGAAGUUGGCAAAGUGAUUCAGCAGGGGCGCCAGGGCAAGGGGCUGACCCAGAAGGACCUGGCGACGAAAAUCAACGAGAAGCCGCAGGUGAUCGCCGACUACGAGUCGGGCAAGGCCAUCCCUAACAACCAGGUGCUGGGCAAGAUUGAGAGAGCCAUCGGCCUCAAGCUCCGCGGGCGGGACAUCGGGAAACCCCUCGAAAAGGGCCCCAAGGCGCAGUGAGGACAAAGCCUCGAAAGACGGGGGGCGCCGGGCGCCAUGGGGCGCCCGGGGUCUCCCCGCCCUCCCGCCCCGACUCCGGACGGGCGGGAGAAGCCGCCUGCCAGCCGGCGGCCCGUCUCCUCUUUCUGCAGAUCCAAUAAAGCGAAUUAAAAUGGUG
This is a messenger RNA of Podarcis muralis (Common wall lizard), 627 nucleotides long. Its product is annotated as endothelial differentiation-related factor 1. Gene Ontology annotation, molecular function: DNA binding. The record is from RefSeq and is a predicted model, not a curated record. Lineage: Eukaryota; Metazoa; Chordata; Lepidosauria; Squamata; Lacertidae. Gene Ontology annotation, cellular component: nucleus.